This is a messenger RNA of Lathyrus sativus (Indian pea), 528 nucleotides long. The record is from the annotation of a GenBank genome assembly. Lineage: Eukaryota; Viridiplantae; Streptophyta; Magnoliopsida; Fabales; Fabaceae.
AUGCUUAUCUGUAGAUAUGUUCCACCUUGGCUCUGUCAGAUUCUCGCUUGCAUGGGAGGUUGUCUUGGAUGUUUCUCAAAACCUCUUGAAAUUAUUUUGAUGGGCGAGGCCGAUGCAUCUAAGGGACUAAAAACUCAAGCUCAAACAAUGAACCAAGACAACAGAUCAGAAGAUUUCUGGAGCAGCAGUGCUAUUGAAUUAGAUCACAGUGCAACUCAAUCCCAGAGAAGCAUCUCAUCGAUUGUCGUGUCAAACCAUCUUUCUGAUCCUCAAAGUAGUGAUGGCAUUCAGACUGAUCCUCCAGAGUUUGUUAAUCAUGGUCUUCUUCUGUGGAACCAAGUAAGACAACAAUGGAUUGGAAAUAGAAAACCCGAGCGAAAGACACAAGUUGGAGAACCCAAAAUAAGUUGGAAUGCCUCGUACGAGAGUUUUCUUGGGACCAGCAAGCCUUUUCCUCAUCGUAUUCCUCUUGGAGAAAUGGUCGACUUUCUUGUUGAUAUAUGGGAACUAGAGGGCAUGUAUGAUUGA